UGCUAUUCGUGUUAGUCGUUUGAAAGAGAAAUGUCGUUGUUCGGUGCUGUUAGUCAACCUUCCACAGGUGUGGGGUUUUCUUUUGGAACUCCUUCUAGCACAACUACGGGUUUUGGUGCCUUUGGAGUAAGUCAACAGGGAAAUACAGCUAAUAAGCCAUUAUUUGGCACAACGAGCUUUGGUACCAAUACUGCUGCCAGCUUUGGUGCAGCAACUACAACGACUGGUUCAGUGUUUAGCUUUGGCGCAAAGACUACUGCCUCUUCUUCUUUAGGUUUUGGAUCAACAGUCACUUCAUCUGCUCCUUCUCUAGGAGCGAAUCUCACUGGUUUUGGAACAACUCAAGGACUUGGUUCUACAGCUUUUGGUCAGCCUGUAGCAGGGUUAUUUUCACAGCAGAGUAACCAGUCUGUACCCAACCAACAAGUUGCACCCUUAGCCCAGCUGGCUGUUGCUUUAUCUCAGCCUCAGAUAUAUGGUGAUGAAAGAGAUGGAAUUAUUGCCAAGUUGAACCAGGUGCAAGCUUAUUGGGGAACUGGAAAAGGGUUUUAUAACCAACAAAGUGCAGUUGACUUCACACCACAAAAUCCAUUUUGUCGCUUUAAGGUUGUAAGCUAUAGUCGCCUUCCUAUGGCCUGUAAUGAGGAUGGUCAUUUAUCUCUUGAAAUAAAGAAGAAAGAAAGUGAUGUUCGUGCUUUACAACAAGGGAUUGUAGAUGGACUUCAUAAGUGUCUAGGAAGCAAACCUACCAUUAUGGUCUGUAUCGAUGGAAUAAAACCUCUGCCAGAUGACAGGUCAGAAGUGGUAAUGUAUGUUGUUGAGAGACAUCCAAAUGGUUCCUCAAGAACUAUACCAGCCACAGAUGUCUUUUCACAUCUUAAUCAAGCCAACAUCAAGCCUCAGCUCAAUAGCCUUGGAAUUUUAAAUGUUUUACUGAAAACAAGCCUGUCCCCAUCUCAACUGCAACAAUAUCUGGACAACCCUCCUGUUGGAAUAGAUUCCUUGCUGUGGGAGCAAGCAAAAAAGGACAAUCCAGAUACUGAGAGGUUGAUUCCGGUGGCAAUCACAGGAUUUAGUGAACUAAAAAAACGUGAAAAGCUUCAAGAACAGGAAACUUUGCAGCAUCAAAAGCGGCUCUCUCUUAUACGUGAAGAGAUUGCAGAGUUACAACAUAAUCACGGCACAACAAUGGCUAAACUGGCACAAUUUAAACGAAAACACUUAGAGUUAAGUCAUCGCAUACUGGAGGUUAUGAUAAAACAGGAAUGUCUCCGGAAGAGUGGUUACUCAGUACAGGCUGACGAAGAACAGCUCAGAGUACAACUUGAAUAUCUGCAUGCGGAGUUGAAUGCACCCUCCCAAUUCAAGGCUCGUUUAAAUGAGAUGAUGUCACAGAUCCGCUUACGGCAGAGUCAAGUUGGAGAGAGACUGGCGCGAGCGGACGGCAGAUAUGUAGUGGAAGGCGCUAUUCAGGACCAACUUAAACAACAUCUUGAGCGUCAACAGUUAGGCCUGAUGCACCUUAUAACCAUCAUAAAAGAUGAUCUUCAGGAGUUGGCCACCAUAGAACGAGGACUCAGUGAGCUUCCUUCAACAAGGACAUGAUCAACACUGUUCACUUAGUGACCUUCGGGACUCGCUGACGACCUUCCUUCAACAAGCACAUAAUAGACAGUGUUGACUGCUCUUGUGAUAAGAGUACGUUAUCACAGAGAAUUUCACAUUCCUAUACAUGUUUUGUCCUCUUUGACGUAAACUAUAUGUGCUCCUUAGGCUAUACAGCGUCGUUAGGUCAAUAGUUUGGGCAAAGGCAAUUAGUAGGUAUAUUGUAUUAAGCUGCCAAUAUCUCUAAUUCCUUAGGCUUUACUAAUUGUCUGUGAGUUUAUACUCGUAUUGUGCCAUCUUUUGUAGAACAAAAACCUUGCUGCUUAAACUUUAAGAUUUGUACUCAUAUCCUUCAAAACGCUGCCGAUACCAUUAAGUUUUGCCCUCAGGCUUGAAUGCAUGUAAAUGCUAUCGUAUCAUACAGUAGAGUGUUUAGGAAAGUGCUUCUCUCACAAUCACUCUCUUAGUUUCUUCAAUUUUCUUGUGACAGCAGCAGCGUAAAGUUGUUGCUGCAGGCGCCUGUCGUCUAGUCUGUUCUUGACCCUUUUGACAUCGUACAAAUAAAGCGAUCAACUGCGUGAAUAUGUUUAUGACCAAGAGUAACUUCAAGGUCUACUGGCACCACAAGGCACUAAUCUAAAGUGCUGGCUUUUAUUUUCAUUAGUGCUUUUGAGCUAAUACAGCGCAUAUCUUGUUGAUAAAUACUCAUUUCUCUGUCAGCCCAAGGAACAUUGGCCAAUUGAACAUAGUUAUUCUCACGUAAAUUUCCAAACUGCUUUAGUUCUUUCAUCAAUAGUUGAAAGUUUCAAAUUCCUCUAAUCUGUAGUUUGUAUAUUCACUACAGAUUGGAUAAAUUACAACUCAAAUAGUCGCUGUUUAGCGACUGCAAUGGCUAGAGUCCCUUCUUCUUUUGAUUCAAAGUUUCUUCUUGAGUGAAAGAUAUUAUAUAUGCCAGCUUUAUACCAAGUGCCCUUAGUCUACAUUUGGCCAGAAGUUGUAGGAUAUAAAAUCAGAACUAAUGAGGAGAACACAGCUUUCUUUUCUUUGGAAACAAUUGAUUCAGCCGGGUUAUGCAAGCGGCGAUGCAUAGUCAGUUCAAGAAGAAAAGGCUAUUGUGUGGUCGGUAGACAAUGCUGAAGGCAAGGCCAUCUAUUUUUACUAACACACAACAGCUACUAUUUGUUUAAUGAUUUCUAUAGUAAAUUGAAGAGAAAAUACGAUAUACUGGAAUUAUUUCGAGAGUGAAAGUUCAAUAAAC
This is a messenger RNA of Pocillopora verrucosa, 2863 nucleotides long. RefSeq names its product nucleoporin p54. Gene Ontology annotation, biological process: NLS-bearing protein import into nucleus; nuclear pore organization; protein localization to nuclear inner membrane. The record is from RefSeq and is a predicted model, not a curated record. Gene Ontology annotation, cellular component: nuclear pore central transport channel; nuclear pore. NCBI's taxonomy places the organism in Eukaryota, Metazoa, Cnidaria, Anthozoa, Scleractinia, Pocilloporidae. Gene Ontology annotation, molecular function: structural constituent of nuclear pore.